CGUGGCUGUUUGGCUACAUCCGGUCGUAUAUAUGUUGCCACGAGUUAGCGUCGCAUUUUGGUGCGUGUCCAUUUUGAGCAGCGUUGUUGGUCUUCUCAGUAAUAUUCAAUUUAAGAACCAACCAUCAGAAUGGCAGACUCAGAGAAUCUGCUCAUGGAGACGUCAGAGGAGAAUGUCAACGGAGAGGACCAGAAUGGUGCUGAGCAGACUUGUGGAGAUGACGCAGAUGGAGACAAGAUUGAUGCCAGCAAAGGAGAGGAAGAUGCAGGUAAAAUGUUUGUGGGUGGCCUCAGCUGGGACACGAGUAAAAAGGACCUGAAGGAUUACUUCAGUAAGUUUGGUGAAGUGUCAGACUGCACCAUAAAGACAGACAACGUCACUGGUCGAUCUCGAGGAUUUGGCUUCAUUCUCUUCAAAGACUCUUCAAGCGUGGACAAGGUGCUGGCUCAAAAAGAACAUAUACUGGAUGGGCGUCAAAUUGACCCCAAAAGGGCAAUGGCCAUGAAAAAAGAACCUGUCAAGAAGAUCUUUGUUGGAGGGCUGAACCCAGAGGCACCUGAGGAGACCAUAAGGGAAUAUUUUGGAACCUUUGGAAAGAUUGAAACAAUUGAGCUUCCCAUUGACCCGAAAUUGAAGAAGAGAAGGGGUUUCAUUUUUGUUACAUAUGAAGACGAGGCCAGUGUGAAGAAGUGCCUGGAGAAGAAAUACCACACUAUCGAAGGAGGCAGGUGUGAGCUGAAGAUUGCUCAGCCGAAAGAGAUCUAUCUCCAGCAGCAACAGUAUGGAGGAAACCGUGGAGGUGGUUAUGGAGGCCGGGGAGGCAGGGGCCGUGGAGGUCAGAGCCAGGGCUGGAACCAGGGUUAUGGAAACUACUGGAACCAGGGAUAUGGUAGUCAAGGCUAUGGCUAUGGAGGAUACGGCAGUAGUGGCUAUGGCAGCUAUGACUACUCCGGCUACUAUGGAUAUGGUCCUGGAUAUGAUUACAGCCAGGGUAGUCCCAGCUAUGGGAAAACCCCGAGACGAGGGGGAAACCAGUCCAGCUACAAGCCCUACUGAUGAUCGCGCUGUAGGACCCCGGUGUUCCACUGAGGGCUGCACGGACACACUGGGCUUGACUCCACCUCUUUUAUGACAGAAGACAAUUUGUACAGAAAACAUCAGAAAUGUAACUUUUCAUGUUUGUUUUUUUUUUUGUUUGUUUGUUUGUUUUUUAAUUCCUAUCAUGUUUAGGUUUUAUUUUCCCCUUUGUUUUGGGUUUUCCUCCCUCCCAUCACAUUUCCACUAGAGGAAGUGUAAUUUUUACUGUACUUUUUGGUACCUGUCUUGAUUCUAAUGUAUUGUAAUGGUUGUAUUUUACAUGUUUGCUGACUUUACAGGUGAAACGCGAUGCUGUAAAGGAGCUUUUUUGAAAAAUAAAAGUUUUCAGUAAAGUUG
Messenger RNA from Thalassophryne amazonica, 1434 nucleotides. RefSeq names its product heterogeneous nuclear ribonucleoprotein A/B-like. Gene Ontology annotation, biological process: regulation of gene expression. Gene Ontology annotation, cellular component: nucleoplasm. Gene Ontology annotation, molecular function: RNA binding. The transcript is spliced from 9 exons. The record is from RefSeq and is a predicted model, not a curated record. Lineage: Eukaryota; Metazoa; Chordata; Actinopteri; Batrachoidiformes; Batrachoididae. The coding region runs from base 130 to 1056 and encodes 308 amino acids.